Armigeres subalbatus is the source of this 1605-nucleotide messenger RNA. RefSeq lists its product as uncharacterized. Bases 1 to 1605 code for a protein of 534 amino acids. The transcript has 2 exons. Gene Ontology annotation, biological process: DNA integration. Gene Ontology annotation, molecular function: nucleic acid binding. Lineage: Eukaryota; Metazoa; Arthropoda; Insecta; Diptera; Culicidae. The record is from RefSeq and is a predicted model, not a curated record.
AUGCCUAGAUUGGAACUUUGUGCUGCCGUUACGCUGGCAAGAUUGGCUAACGCAGUGAUAUCUAUCUUGAACAUCAAAAUCGAUGAUGUGAAACUGUGGAGUGAUAGUCAAAUUGUGCUGGCCUGGAUAAAGAAGAAUCCAGAUCAACUCCAGGUCUACGUCAGAAACCGAGUGUUGGAGAUUGAUAGAUUGUGUAGUGCCUAUGAGUGGAAAUACGUCAAGUCAGAAGAUAAUCCAGCAGAUCUGGUGUCCAGGGGGUGUUAUCCAGAAGUAUUACGACGUUCAGAUAUCUGGUGGAAUGGCCCACCAUUUUUGCGACAUAUUGACUACGAGAUGCAGGAGACUCUGGUGAUUCACGACGACGAAUUGCCAGAGUUAAAGGCGCAACUAUGUAAUCCAGCAGUCGAGAUUGAGGAUGAACCUGUAUUCCAGCGGUGUGGAACCUUUUCGAAACUCCAACGCGUAUUGGCUCAGGCGGUGAGAUUCACACGGCUUGUUAGAAUGUCGAAAGAGAAUCGUGCGGAUUACAAAUAUAUCUCUGUACAAGACAUACGAAAGGCGACCUUGUACAUAAUACGAGUUCUACAGAAGAGAGAAUUGUGUGAGGAGAUUCAGUGUGUUCAGCGAGGAGAGUUACCAAAACGACUUGCGAAUCUUCAACCUUUCUUGGACGAAGAAGGAUUGCUACGUGUAGGUGGUCGGCUGCAAAAUUCUAAACUUCCGUUUGACGCCAAACAUCAAUUACUUCUUCCGCAAAAUCACCGAGUAACGGAAAUGUUAAUUCGCAAAUAUCACGAAGAGAGAUUACAUGAAGGGCCAUCCGGCCUGCUGGCAGCGAUACGUCAGAAGUACUGGUUGGUCAAUGCUAGAUCUGCCAUUCGGAAGGUGACUCGGAGCUGUGUUAAGUGCUUUAGAGUCAAUCCAAAAGGAGUGCAACCUUUAAUGGGAAAUCUUCCUGAGGAACGUGUGAACAUUGCAGCAGCAUUUGAACUCACCGGAGUUGACUAUGCCGGCCCUGUGGUAGUAAAGGAAGGAAGGUACAAGCCAAAACACAUCAAGGCAUACAUCGCGUUGUUUGUGUGUCUUUCGACGAAAUCAAUCCAUCUCGAGCUAGUUUCGGAUUUGACUACGGAAUCAUUUCUCUCUGCGUUGGAUCGGUUUGUCAAUCGACGAGGGAUGGUCCGUAAAAUAAUGUCGGAUAAUGCAACCAAUUUCGUUGGAGCUUCUAACGAGCUCCAUCAGCUAUUUCUAAUGUUUCGUGACGAGAUCGAAAGAGUGAAAAUCAACGAUUUCUUGCUCAAACGGGAGAUAGAGUGGGAAUUCAUACCUCCUAGAUCUCCAAAUUUUGGAGGAUUAUGGGAAGCAGGAGUAAAGGUUGUUAAGUCACAUCUACAACGAACAUUGAGAAACGCAAUUCUGACAUUCGAGGAGUUUUCUACUGUUCUGACGCACAUCGAAGCUAUAGUCAAUUCCAGACCUUUGUAUGUUCUAUCUGAUGACCCAAGUGAGCCGCUACCGAUAACCCCUUCUCAUCUAAUGUUUGGCAAACCAUUGGAGCCGAUCCAGAAGCCUUCGUACGCCGUUUUGGUCGAGAUGGUCGCGUGA